UUUGCUCCUACAGAAAGUCAGCCCUGGACAUAUGAUAUGACAGUAGUGGCUGGUGAUACUGUACAACUCAAGUGCCAAGUGAAAGACCCUGAUUCUUCAUCCCUGCAGUGGUCGAACCCUGCUCAGCAGACUCUCUACUUUGGGGAGAAGAGAGCGCUUCGAGAUAACAGGAUCCAGUUGGUGCGCUCCACCCCCAACGAACUGACCAUCAGUAUCAGCAAGGUGGCCCUGGCAGAUGAGGGCGAGUAUACCUGCUCCAUCUUCACUAUGCCUGUGCGCACUGCCAAGUCUCUCGUCACUGUGCUUGGAAUCCCACAGAAGCCCCAAAUCACUGGCUAUGUGUCUGCAAUCCCGGAGAAGGGGAAAGCCCACCUUACCUGUCUGUCGAAAGGAAGCAAACCUGCUGCAGAGAUCAGCUGGAGGAAGGGUGAUCAGGAGCUCAAGGGGAAGCCACUCAUGGUUCAGGAGGAUGCCAAUAAAACGUUCACAGUGAGCAGUUCGGUGGAAUUCCAGGUGUUCCGGGAAGAUGAUGGAGUUGAUGUCACAUGCUCUGUAAAGCACAAGUCUCUACAGGACAUGGACAGGUCCACCUCUCAGCGGAUCGAAGUCCUCUACACACCAACAGCAAUGAUUAGGCCAUAUCCCCAACAUCCCCGAGAAGGCGAGAAGUUGAUGCUACAAUGUGAAGGUCACGGCAAUCCUAUCCCCCAGCAGUACGAGUGGGUGAAGACAGGCAUCGAACCACCACUGCUGAUGACCCAUGAGAGUGCCCUGAUCUUUCCGUUUCUCAACAAGAGUGACAGCGGCAUCUACCAAUGUACAGCCUCAAACAACAUGGGCAGCCACAUAGCCUACUACACUUUGGAUGUCAGCGACCACAGCCCAGUGAUCUCAACUUCCAGCACCUACCAUGCUGUCAUUGGGGGGAUCGUGGCCUUCAUCGUCUUCCUGCUGCUCAUUCUGCUCAUCAUUCUGGGCCACUACCUGAUCCGGCACAAAGGGACGUACCUGACACACGAGGCCAAAGGCUCAGAUGACGCACCAGACGCUGACACGGCCAUCAUCAAUGCAGAGGGCGGGCAGUCAGGCGGGGAUGACAAGAAGGAGUACUUCAUCUAGGGGUGUCUGCCCAUCUGUCACGGCCCCCCCGGGGGGGGCCCACCCUAGGGCCUGCCGGGGCCGAGGCACCAACCCGGACUUGUACAGAGCGACCCCAGGGCCGCCCCCUCCCGCUUGCUCCCCAGCCCAACCCGCCCCCCUGUACAGAAUGUCUGCUUUGGGCGAGGUUUUGUACUCGGUUUGGAAUGGGGAGGGGGGGGCGGGAGGGGAAGAGAGGGUUGCCCUCGGCCCUUUCUGUGGCUUCUCUGCGUUUGGGUUUAUUUUUUAUUUUUAACAAUCCCAGAAUCAAAUCCGUGUCCAGGCUGGAGGGGGCAGGGGCCCCUAGGGUGGGGGAUGGCAGGAACGGAAGGGUUAGGCGAGGAAAAGCAAAGGAGCAAAGAACAGAGGGGUCUGAAGAAAGGAGAGAGAUGGGCUGGUCCACUCCGGAGGACCGUCCAUUCCCUAGAGCAGAGCAGUUUCCCCAGUCUGAUACGGCCGGAACCACAUCAUCUCCAGGAAUGGGUCGGGGCAGGCUGUCUUGGGCCCCAGAGAGAGUGUUUCUUUCCUCAGAGAGCUAGGCAUGAGCUGGGUAGGAGGGAAACAGCAGAGGACUCUGGGAGCUUUGGGUUCUCGGGCCGUGGUCGUCGUGGCACUAGAGAGGCCAGCCUUGCCACUUUAUCUUGGACCGGCUCCCCCCACAGCCCUCUUACAGGGGAGGAAAGGGGUGGGAGAUGAGGACCAGAGACUACAGCGGAGGACCAGGCAGUGAGGCGGGGCGACAGUGCUUCACACUGAGGUGGAAACCAAGACAGAAAAGAGGAAGUCUAGAGUGAAAGAGCAGCUGAGGCUGGCUCGUCCCCCCCCCCCCCAACAUACACACUCGCUUCUAAGAUUUAUAUAAUACUGUAUCCCCUAUCCCUCCCCUCCCUCCAGAAGCAGCACAGCCAGGGGAUCAGGGCAUGACAGGGAGAAAGGAAUAGAGUGGGCCAGGAAAGGACAACAAGGCAAUACUGUCUCCUUCCUUUAAUGUCAGCAGUGGGAGAGGAAUUGCCCUGGGGCCCCAACCCAGCCUGCUCUCCCCUAUGGAGGGGCCCCAGACUCCCCUCCCAGGCAUUGAACUGUUGCAUGGCAACCCCUUCUAAGGCAUUACAAACCAGCCAGCCAGCCCUCCCCUCCUAUGCCAUCCCAUGCCAAAGCCCCUUGCCCCCAGCAGACAGAUACAUAUAACAUUUGCAAACAAAAAACCUAGAAGGAUCUUAACUGCAUGGAGCUGUUCCCUGCCCAAGACCCCAGGACAAAGAGUGUUGGGGAGGCCUGUGGGUAGGUGGUGACUGUGGGAAGGUAUACAGAAGGGCUUUGGGAGAUUAGGGUACAUACCUCACCCAGGGAGGAUACCCUGUCCUAGUCUUAACCAUGUUUACCCCCCUGCCCCCCGCAGUGCCCAUCUGCCUCCAAGAGAGGAAUCUCAGGGUGGGUCUCUGCUCAGCAUCUGCCCUGACCUCCCCACUGAGGACACACACACACACACACAUACUCAUUCACACUCAAACCCCUUCCCCUGCCACUAAGUCUAUGCACACCCCAGGCCUCUCCUGGAUACUAACUUCCAAUCCCCUCACUUCCUCGCCUCCCUCCCCCCCACCCCUAGUCUGCUCAGUGGGGUGAAGGCCUGGGAGGGUUGGGGGUGAGGUCUCCUGUCUUUGCAUCCCCGCCCUUUCUUCUCCUCAUCCGUUUUGCCUCCUUGGUCCUGAGCUGGUUGCUAUGGAGACGAGGCCUGCUCACUACCCCCUCCCCAUCCUACCCUGCUCAGUCCGGCUGCUUUAGGGCUCCUGGCCUGCUCCCAACUUGGGCCCAGGACUCCUUUCGGCACUCCCCUCACUCCUCUCCCAGCCUAUGCCAGCAGCCCCAGUAAGAAUGGUGGGGAGGAGGGGCAUUUGCAACCUGGCAAGGGAACCCACCUCUCUCCCUCCCUGCCAAAGUAUAGUCUCCCUUCAGUUCAGGUACCGCCCUUCUGAAUCUUCCAAACGCUGGGCACAGCAGGCAGCCCCACACCCAGACCAGGGGCCCAAUCCCCCUCCAACUGAAAGGGCCCCGGGACCCCGGCCCUGCCGGGCUCUCCAUCCCGGGCAUCCCCUUUCGGGACAAACAACUAACUCUUUCGAGCUGAACCACUCUGUCCAUAUACACAGAAGCCAUAUUUGUACGGGGGGGCGGGGGAGGGGGGCCUGUCGUGCUGUGUAUGUCUGUCCAGGGAGGCGGGAGGGAAGGGGCCGGGACGGGAGGGGAUCGUGUAUCUUUAUAACCUUUCUAAUUCUCCUGUGCUAAUCUCAGAGGGGCUACUCCUCAAUAUAUCUGGAUUAUCCGUG
Gracilinanus agilis (Agile Gracile Mouse Opossum) is the source of this 3464-nucleotide messenger RNA. RefSeq names its product cell adhesion molecule 3 (gene CADM3). The annotation marks the transcript as partial. The record is from RefSeq and is a predicted model, not a curated record. The transcript is spliced from 8 exons. Lineage: Eukaryota; Metazoa; Chordata; Mammalia; Didelphimorphia; Didelphidae. Gene Ontology annotation, biological process: homophilic cell-cell adhesion. Gene Ontology annotation, cellular component: presynaptic membrane.